CGGGCAAUCCACUCACCAGGCCAACAACCUACGGCUGCCUCUCUGACAUCCUUGGAAGUGGUGAGGAUCCAACCCUGUGGCCAGCCAGCAUGUCGACUUCCCUGAGAGUGAGCCCCUCCGUUCACGGCUAUCGUUUCGACACCGCCUUGCGUAAGAAAGCUGUGCCCAACAUCUUUGAGAACCUGGAUCAAGAGACACUGGAGAAACUCUUCAAAAACUCCGGGGACAGGAAAGCCGAGGAAAGAGCUAAGAUUAUCUUGGCCACUGACCAAGACCUGGAGGAGAAAGCGAGAUCCCUCAUGGCUCUGAAGCAGAGAACCCGAGAGAAACUUUUCCAGUUCCUGAAAUUCGGGAAACAUUCCAUCAAAAUCCACUGAAGAGCCACAAAAGCAAGAUGGUGAACCCCAAAAACCAAAGCCAAACCAAAAAGUAUAUUGCACUGCUCUUCUGCUGGUGUCAUCCUUUUCGCCCGCCAGCAUCUCCAAACGCCUGGUACGAGACGGAGGAUGCUUGGACGUGUCAGUCAUGGGUCGUUCAGUCCUCACUGGCUGUGUGUGCGCUUCUUCUGCAGACUCCAGCUUGGAACAAUCCAAAGGGAGUCCCUCCUCAAACGAUGAAAGCAGCAAAUCCUGAGCCACAAGGAUGGGAAAGUGGUGGAACGGACAGCUCCAACUUUUUGUUUUUUUUCUGGCAGCAUGGAGGGAGAAGAGACUCUGUGUGAUUUUUCUCCUGGACUAAACUGUCUGCUGCCUGGACAGCCUUUCUGGACAUGUGUUUACUGAAUGUGCACAACCUUCCAUAAGGUGCUUUUCUCUCUUCUGCUGGGAUCACAGGAGAUCAGACAGCAAUCCUUGUUUAUCCCUUGG
Pseudonaja textilis is the source of this 866-nucleotide messenger RNA. It is a transcript of the gene TCIM, whose product is annotated as transcriptional and immune response regulator. Lineage: Eukaryota; Metazoa; Chordata; Lepidosauria; Squamata; Elapidae. Gene Ontology annotation, molecular function: Notch binding. Gene Ontology annotation, biological process: negative regulation of Notch signaling pathway; endothelial cell activation involved in immune response. The record is from RefSeq and is a predicted model, not a curated record. Gene Ontology annotation, cellular component: cytosol; nucleus.